CGGAAAAAGGUUGUGGUUGGUCCGCACCACAGCAGUGGAUAAAAACAACUUUAUUCAUGUCGCACUUCUUUUUAAUGUAUUUAUUUUUCCAAAUGAAUAUUUACAAACAUCUUGUGGAUGUAUUAAAAUCCUUUAUCCUCAACGAUAACCGUAGCUUUGCAUAUAAUGGGGUGAUUUGGUUAGAAGAAGAAGAAGAAAAUCGAGACAAAAAAAAAGACGUAGAAGAAGAAGUUCCGCGCCUGCAGACCGUAGUUUGAAACCUACCGUUUCAAGCUGAUGAACUACAAGGAAAGAAAGAUCGUGCAUAGAGGCAACAGUGACCGGAGGAGAAGCAGACGGAGAGCAAUGCUGAGGUUUCCAUAAAGAUCCAAAACCUACUCCUUGUAGAUGUAAUCCAGCAUCACUCUUGGACAGGAGGCUACAGCAUCAGGAAAGGCUGCCUCAACAUCAUGUCUUUCCAUAUUCUGUCAGAGGGGACAGGGCCGUCUGCCCUGGUACCAACAGACCUCAGCAGGAUUCCAGUCUCUCUGAUCAGUGUCCACACCGACUGUGUCAACAGAAGAGUUGAGGGAAGAGUGGUUCAUAAGGGACCUCUAGUGUCAGCUGUGCAGGACUUCAUACUGAAAGCUGUCAUUGAAGAGAAAGAUUCCUCGCCCCAUGUCUCAUCUCAGAAUAAUUCCAUCAACGUCUUCCUGUUGGGAGCACUGGCUAAGAAGUUUAGUCAGGAUGUCAAUCAAGGGGAUAUGAUAUUAGUCUCUGGCUUCACUGUUGAAAAAUCUCCCACAGCUAGUAAGGACAGGCUUCACCCGUGUAACCUGCUCUUGUCUGGAGAUUCUGCAUGCAUCUAUGUUUUCCGCGAGCAGCCUUCACCUGAUCCCAGUUCCCUCGUACCCAGCAAGAGGAGCUCUACAUUGGAGGUUUCCAAGGCAGCCAAAGCUCCAAAAUACACGUAUGUACAGCUGGGUGACCUGAAGGCUGGAUCUGUCGUCAAUGUGUACGGCGUGGUGGUGUUCUUCAAACAACCGUUCAGGAGCCGUGGCACGGACUUCUGCUCCAGCCUGAAGAUCACUGAUCAAUCCAAGCAAAGGACUAUCUGCACCAUUUUCUGUGAUAAUCGGGAGAAACAUCCCCAAAUAUAUCAGGCUGGAGACAUCGUCCGCCUGCACAGAGUCAAGGCUCAGUUAUUCGAUGGCUCUAUUAACCUAGUGAACACAUUUGGUUUCUCUGCGUUGACGUUUGAUGGAGCAGUGGGUGGAGCCGUAGAGCCUCGGACCUCCAGCCAGUCUUUCCACUUCGAUGAAGAAGAUAAGCGGACUGUGGAAGAGCUGCGGUCAUGGGCCGCCGGCCAGGUUCUUUUCCCUCAAAAUUCAGCCUCAAUCCCCUUGUCUGCUGUUCAGCCCAAAACAUACUUCAACCUGACCUGCCAGCUGCUGGCCAAAGCCCCCGUUGACAGUACCUGCACUCUGUUGAAGGUCUGGGAUGGGACCAGGUGCCCUCACACUCUGCUUAAUGCAGUUGUUGAGCCAGCUGUCACAGAGGGACCAACCUCUUUCUCAAAGAACAAAGAGAACUUCAUCGCAAAUGUUCUGGUUUUCGACAACCAUACUGAGAUGGCCCGACAGCUUAAGCCUGGUGCUUUCCUGAGGAUCAACAACCUGCAAGCAACAUCAGGCUCUAGUAAGGUGCUAGGCCUCGCCAGCAGCCAAUCAGAGGGGGAUCACCUGGCUUUUUACCUACACGGUGGCACGUCAUAUGGCAGAGGGAUUGGAGUUCUUCCAGAAAACAGCGCACCUAUACAAGAGCUGAAGAGAGUCCUUGACUCCUUUCCUGUGGAUGUUGGGGUUGAAGAACUGAACGACUCAGACCUGCUGGAGGUCUGGGGAACUCCACCAGAGUCACUGGAAAGCGACUGCAGCCACCACAUAAAGCUGGUCCCACUGUCUGAGCUGAAGCAGAGCAAUCCAGACCAAAUGCACAAUGUCAGAGUCCAGCUGAGAUCCUACCAGCCGCGCAGACUCUACCAGGCACUGAAACUCUUCUGCAGGAAGUGUACAUCAAUUCAGGAAAUCCCAGAUGAUGAGCUAGUGGCAGAUGUCUUCUCUGAAGCAUCCAAGCGUUCUGAAUCCUGCACUCCUCCCUGGUGGGCGCUCCGUGGAAACGUCAACCUUCCCGGAGACUCCCCUGACCGCACACUGAGUAUUUACCUGCCCACCCACCUGGUGACUGAAGGAAAAACCAAGGAACUUCUUUUCCUCAUGGGUUCUACUCUGGAGGAAACAUGUCGACUAGCAGCAAGCUACCAGAACGUAGUUCCUGUCACAUCGUCAGGAGGUCACCUGGCCCCGCUCGACUCGUCUGCACCUUUCCUGUUCACGGGCAGGAAGAGAUACUACGGGUGUAAGCGAUGCUCUGAGGCUGCAAUAAGAAAUCCAAGCCCUGAUGGACUUGGCGUGUUCAACGCCAAGACUCUUGCAGAAGCUUUUAGUGUUCAACUGUUGGAGUUUGUUCUGCUGAUGAAACUGGAGGUACAGGAUGCCACUGACACACUGGAAGUCUUGAUAUGGAAAGAUGCUGAGUUGUUCUUGGGUGUGUCAGCAGAGGACAUAGCAGUAAAUCAGGAGGCUCAGAACCACAUGUGUCAAACCAUGGACUCUCUCUGUCCACCAGAGAGCAGGACAGGACGGGGCCCAUGGCUUGACUUGUGUCUGAAGACAUUCAGAGGAAAGGAUGAUGGGGGACAAGACCAGAACUACUACCACGUCUGCAACGCCCCCAUCAUCAAAAACUCCUCCACGUGAUGAAACAGUACCCACUGGCUCAAGUUUCUGUCUUGCUGUUUUGGUUAUUUUGUUUCCUCUCUUCUGAAGUUUUAGAUUUGUUCUCAGUGUCAACGUAAUAGCAUUCAUGGGGCAAGCCAGUAUGAAGCAGCAAAAUGUAGAAUGUGUUACUUACUAUUGUUUCAUGUACAGCUCAGACUGACUUUUUUACACAAUAAAUAAAACUAACAACCACUGAAAUCCACCUUAAACAGCAAUGUUUGGGCAUUUUUUUUAAAGACUUUCUUGUAUUUGUGCUUACCGUAUGUGAUAAAUAGAUUUCUU
This is a messenger RNA of Cololabis saira (Pacific saury), 3101 nucleotides long. It is a transcript of the gene pot1, whose product is annotated as protection of telomeres 1 homolog. The coding region runs from base 450 to 2798 and encodes 782 amino acids. Gene Ontology annotation, cellular component: chromosome, telomeric region; nuclear telomere cap complex. Gene Ontology annotation, biological process: telomere capping; regulation of telomere maintenance via telomerase. The transcript is spliced from 21 exons. Lineage: Eukaryota; Metazoa; Chordata; Actinopteri; Beloniformes; Belonidae. The record is from RefSeq and is a predicted model, not a curated record. Gene Ontology annotation, molecular function: G-rich strand telomeric DNA binding; telomerase inhibitor activity.